CAUCAAGUCUCCACUCCCAUUUCAGAGCUGAGCAUUUUACGCUCUCUGUCUUUCAAGCUGCAGGAGAGUCGAUCGUAGAACUUGAAGUAGCCUAGAGACGAUGGGGGACAUCGAGGCUCCUGCUGCCGGGGCUACCGAGGCUCGACCGAAUGUCCUUCUGUCAAUCCUGCCGACGAAAGAGUUUGCUCUCUCUCGUAAGGGAUUGCUACUUAUUGCAGAAGUGCUCCUGUGUUUCCUGGCAUUUGUGUGUUUCGUGGCGUCCACGGCGGCCUCCUUUGUCACGGCGCCGCUCCUGGAGUUCCUGACAGCUCUCUUCCUGCUCUUUGCCUACUCCACCAAGCUCAACCAGCGCUUCACCAGCUUCCACUGGCCGCUCAUGGACUUCCUGAGGUGUGUAAGUGCCUCAAUCAUCUUCUUCGUCAUCUCCAUCAUCUCCGUGUCCAAAUACUCAGACGGAGCCUCUAAAGCCGCUGGGGUGUUUGGGUUCAUAGCCACUAUUGUGUUUGCUUUUGAUUUCUACAUAAUCUUCAAUGACCUGGCAGACUUCUUGAGGCGGGGAGGCCAGCCCAGCGAGGGGCAGCCCGGACACACAGCCCACCCUCGAGAUGAUUCCUCAGACGAUGACUCGGACUGAGCAGGUGGUCUUCUCGAUCACCCACCGGCAGAGAGAAAGAGAGAGAGAGAGAGAGACAGCAAGAGAGAGAGAGUGAUGCACCUCUGAAGUAUUCCACUGUGAUAUAAUUAUUACAGCAGGUGGCACACAAGAGCAGUUAUCAGAUAAAAAAAAAGUCUUCACUAGAAAUAUACAUAUUUUUGAAUACCAAAUAUAAGAAAAUAAAAGCAACCGAUUAUUGUUGCGAUAUUUAAACCAAUUGAUAACCAUUUUCAUAAACACAAAUGCAAAGAGCAAACCAAUCCUGGUUGGCACUGUUGGGUCUUGGGCGGAAGUCUAAAGCUGUGAAAACAUCUUGCAGUUCUGAAACAGUUACAAGAAACAAAAUUGGUUGGUACAUUAGAAUACUGAUUUAGUAUUACUUCUUACGUACUAUGUAUCGGUUGUCCACUAUCUGCAUGCGUUUGUGCUUGUUCAUACAAAAGGGACAUCUUAGACCAGCUGUGCGUACGUUUAUGUGUGUAUUAUCCUACACAACAGCAUCUGUGUAGCAAGCCAAUUUUCCAACACUAACCAGGAUACAUUCCACAUCCAACGUCACAUCCAGUUUGUUUACUGUAAACAGGAGGACAGCAGGCUGUCUGGUUACAACUUCUGUGUUCAUCAGCGAAAGAUGAACAAGCGAAUGAAUAGAAAUCCAAGUUUCGAGUUAAACAGAUAAGCAGGCUAUUUCUAUCUGAUCUGUUUCUAGAAGUGUUUUAAUAAGAGGAAGGACUGCAGUCCACUGUGUGUUGAAACCACUUGCUGCAUUAUGUGUUGUGUGUCAAAGACACGUGUAUGAAAUUGUAAUUUACAUGCAUCUGCUUUAUGUGUCAUGUGUCACUUCGGCCUAUAAGUAUGUUAGUUACUGGAUAUGUCACUUGAAUGUCCCUGUCCCUGCCCUGUGUGUGUAUUUCAGAUGUGUUUUGUACUGUGUAUUCUGUCUUCAGUGGAUUGAACGGUCGUGUGUGUGUGUGUCGUAGCUCUAUAGAGCACCACUGAACGGUUUCAAUGAAAUAGUUUGUUCUACCUCUCUGGUUUUGUGUUUUUUUUAAUGAGCAGGUAGGGACGGUAAAGUAAAAAAACAUUUUUUUUAGAUACAUGUCAAUGAGCAGGUAUGGACGGUAAAGUUACCGUUUAUUAAUUUUUGUUACACGUUUAUCAGCAGGCAUACGGGUAUAUUUCUCAAGGACGCCUACAUUUGGACAUUCUGGGAUUCAAACCCAAUACCCCUAACCACUACCCAAAUAAUGGUCAGAAAAUACCAAAAUAAAUUUUGCAUGAGGUUCCAACUGCAUUCACCUCACAGAAUAAUCCUUCGUUUGAGGAAAAAAUACAUUUCUACCGCUUUCCUCUUUACUUUUUUAUUGUGUUAAUUGGAGGACAUUCAGAUUCAAUUAGAAAUGGCCUCUCUCAAAACAAAAUGCUUUCAUAAAUACAUCAUAAUGAUCAGUUAAUUGAGUUCCACACAUUGUAUUUUAUAGGCAGAGCUGGUAUAGUACAAUAUGUAAAGGAAUAUUGUUUCCACACCUAACUAAAACAACCAUUUAUAGAAUUGGAAUGAGAAGGAUCAAGGAUAAAAUAUUGGAAUUUAAGAUAUAAAAUUAAUAAUAAAAAACAAAUAAUAGGUCAAUGUCAAGACGAUAUAUAUAUAUAUUUAAUCAACUGAAGAUAAUAUAUUUAAAUAAACACGUCGUUUUUAAAUUUGUAUCAAACCCUUUAUUAAGAACAAACCAAUUCAUUUACCUAAGCCUUCACGUAGGUCGAUAUUGCUCAGUGUAGCUGCAUUACCACAAACGACAAGCAGAGAGCGCUAGAUUAUCCAUGUAGCAUUUACACCCUUGACCUAACAGCAUAAAGACACAUAAGCCUCAAAGAACUUCAAAAAUAUCUGGCAUUGAAUGAUACGAUUGUUGACAUUUCUCUGUGGAUACAUCAGACACACAAG
Molecule: messenger RNA, 2600 nt
Organism: Gadus chalcogrammus (walleye pollock)
Lineage: Eukaryota; Metazoa; Chordata; Actinopteri; Gadiformes; Gadidae
Gene: cmtm3
Product: CKLF-like MARVEL transmembrane domain containing 3
Exons: 5
Coding region: 101-634 (177 amino acids)
Cellular component (GO): membrane
Source: RefSeq, a predicted model, not a curated record